AUGUCGGACACCCGCCCACGGCUGGCGCUGUCACGAUACCGCCCGAUUCUCUACCUGCUCUCCGGGGUGGCCGCCGCCUACGCGAUCGUCUACAUCCACAACUACAUCAUCUCCUCUCCUCCGUCGACUUUCCGGACUUCCCUCCGACGCCGCAGAGCCGUCCGUCGCCGGCGACGGAGAAGCGAAGCCAGCAACGCCAGUGACCAUCCCGUUGACGACACCCCGUCGACGCGAGCUAUCGCGCACCUGGAGCAACUGGAGCGCCAGAAUGGAGUUUACGGAACAUUUCGCAUCGAGACAGAAGAUGGAAGGCGCGUGGAAAGUGGCCUGCUCCCGUCUUUGCUCGCAACCCGGGACCAGCUCAUGGAGGAAGUGGGGGUUCCCCAAGCUCAUGCGGAGCGGAUGCGCGAAAUGAUGGAAGACACUUUUCUGGAAUCUUUCUUGGCACUGGACUUUCCACCCACACAUUUCAUACAAGAAGGCUGUCCAGAAUGGGAAUACUUAAUGGUAGAGCUCCAGCGGCGGGGGAUCUCGCAGGCCGGAAUCGAGAGGGCCUUGAUGCGAUUCAAUGCAGACAAUAACUACGGAGAGGAGUUACGGCGGCGGCGACAGAACGGCGAGCGGGUCACUUUGUCGACAUCGACCUUUCCCGAAGAGUCGCCGCCGGUGCCGAAUAUGGAUGGCGGGGAGACGGUGGUGGAUGAUCAGAGUGUGUUCUCGUGGAGGGACGGGAAUAACGACUCCUCGCCAACGAGAGAAGGACAGAAUCUGCUUAACCUGUUGUAUCAUAUUGCUGAGGACCAGGCCAGACGGGACGGGUAUAUUCAUCGCGGCGUGACGUGCAAUAGCUGCGGCGCCAUGCCCAUUCAGGGUAUUCGGUACAGAUGCGCAAACUGCAUCGAUUACGAUCUGUGUGAAACGUGCGAAGCGAUGGGAGUGCACAUCAAGACACACCUGUUCUACAAGGUCCGGAUACCGGCGCCAUUCCUAGGCAACCCUCGACAGUCUCAGCCGGUCUGGUACCCUGGGAAGCCUACCAUGCUGCCGCGCAGCUUAUCCCGGUCUUUGGCCAAGCGCCUCAUGAAGGAGACGAGCUUCGAAAAUACCGAAUUGGAUGCGCUUUGGGACCAGUUCCGCUGCUUGGCCAACCAUGAGUGGGAAGAAGAUCCAAACAAGCUCUACAUGGCCAUUGAUAGAAAGACGUUUGACCGGUGUUUUGUACCGAACACAUCCAUCCGGCCACCGCCCCCUAGUCUGAUAUACGACCGCAUGUUUGCCUUCUACGAUACCAACGGCGAUGGUCUAAUUGGGUUCGAGGAGUUCCUGAAAGGUAUUGCCAGUCUCAACAAUAAGAGCAAUGAUGAGCGGCUACGGCGCGUAUUCCGUGGCUACGACAUUGAUGGCGACGGCUACAUCGAGCGGAAGGACUUCCUACGGGUUUUCCGGGCCUACUAUGCGCUUAGUAGGGAGCUCACUCGAGACAUGGUGGCAGGUAUGGAAGACGACUUUCUGGAGGGCGGUGCUCGGGAUGUUGUAUUGGGAAGUCAACCGAUCAGCUCGGCCUUUCCUGGCAGCAUUCCCUCCGGGGAAGCCUCGAGGACCGGGGAGGGUAAGCGUAUGAAUCAGGACGGCGACAUGGAACUUGUGGACAACGAAGGGAUCGUACGAUCAGACCGCGCGGAUACCGCAGAUCGACACUCGGUUGUGGGAGACGCUGCAGUGCGAAGCCAAUACGGCAGCGUGCGACCCAUGUUCCCAACUGCGGCUCGCCUGGCGACUCCGUCCGGAUCUGGCGUGGCACAUACUUCAGGAAGCAACACUAGAAGAGAAGUCAACGGUGACGAUGGUAGUAAUAUUCCCGACGAUGCCUCCAACUCUUCCGGUGCCAGCGACAGGUGGCCUCCGCCGGAGCAUGUCCGCGACUACGAUAUUGUGAACGCGCUUGGAUAUCAUGUGCCUUUGAACGAUAUCACUGACCCAGCCGAUCGAGCCCGUGUCGGUACCGCGGUCUACAACAGAAUGUGCGCUCAGGACCGAAUCCGGGUUAACGUGACUCGCAGCACUGGCAUUCACAACCGCUGGCAGCGCAGACGGUUCUAUACUGAUGAAGAAGACGGCGCAACUGCUCCGCCCGGUUAUCGCAGCGAUAUGGACGUGGAUGGCCUGAGCGAGGAUGAGGACGAAGAUGAUGUCGACGAGCCUCAGCCCGAUUCUCACCCACCAUCUCCCCGAUCUCGCUCCUCCUCCAAGGUGCGGUUCCAAGACGAUCUCACCGAUGAUUACGACGUGCGCUCCAACCCGUCAACCUCAUCUCGCAGCAUCCUGGUAGGCGAGCGAUGGGGCGGGUUCGAGAUUCCAGAGGUCGAAAGAGAUGUCGGCAAAGAGAUUCUGUAUCAAGUCACCCAGCAAGGAUUCAACGAGCUGCUCGACCUCCUGUUCAAGCCGAAAGAGGACCUCCUUAUGGAGGCCUUCCGGACUCGGGCCGAGCGCAAGAUGUGGGCGCGCGAAAUCGAACAAGUCGAGCAGAUGGAAUCCGGCACGCAACUUGGCCCCGAAGAGGGCCGGCAAACCAACGACGAGCCGGGCGAGCCUCCAGAAUCGACGAUGGUCAACCCAUUC
Aspergillus niger is the source of this 2619-nucleotide messenger RNA. RefSeq lists its product as uncharacterized. Gene Ontology annotation, molecular function: calcium ion binding; zinc ion binding. The annotation marks the transcript as partial. The transcript has a single exon. Lineage: Eukaryota; Fungi; Ascomycota; Eurotiomycetes; Eurotiales; Aspergillaceae. The record is from RefSeq and is a predicted model, not a curated record. Gene Ontology annotation, cellular component: intracellular membrane-bounded organelle; cytosol; membrane.